Molecule: messenger RNA, 1255 nt
Organism: Perognathus longimembris pacificus (Pacific pocket mouse)
Lineage: Eukaryota; Metazoa; Chordata; Mammalia; Rodentia; Heteromyidae
Gene: Smim10l1
Product: small integral membrane protein 10 like 1
Exons: 1
Coding region: 203-430 (75 amino acids)
Source: RefSeq, a predicted model, not a curated record
GCUGGGCCGGAAGGGCCCGGCGUCCGGUUAGCCAGGCCCAGGUCUCGCCGCCCCCGGGUCCGCAGAAGCUGUGGCGACGCCCGGGCCCAGGCGUCGGGAGGGAACCCAGGCCCGAGUCCGCGGAGGCGCAGGCGCCGGGCGGACGGGGGCCCAGGCCGUGGUCGUCGUCCUCCGCUGCCUGCGGCGGCCGCUGCCCCCAGCCAUGGCGCCCUCGCCGUCUUCACCGGGCCCGGCCCCGGUCCCGGUCCCCGCGGCCCUGCGACCCGCGCCCCCGGCGGCCGCCCCCACGUCGUACGGCGUCUUCUGCAAAGGGCUCUCCCGUACCCUGCUCGCCUUCUUCGAGCUGGCCUGGCAGCUGCGCGCGAGCUUCCCUUACGUCUACGUGGCGGGCUCCGUGGUGCUCAACGUCCGCCUGCAGGUACACAUCUAGACCUUGCCUGGGGCCGGCGUCAUGGCCGCCGCGCCCGCCGGCCCAGAGGUGACGGGAUCCCGAAAUCUCGCGAGAGGGCGCGGGAGCCUGUCGCGCUUGCGCACUUGGGUCCCCGGCGGUUCUUCCUGACGGGCGGUGGAGAUGGAAGACGUGGUUCCUUGCGGAGAACUUCCGUUCGGACCCGCGCCCCGCACACAGGCGGAUGGAUGGAUGGAUGGACGGACAGACGGACGUGGGGGGGGCAAGGUAGGAGGCCCGGAUGCCGCGUGAAAACAGCAGCAGGGGCGGCAUCCCCCCCCAAAGAAGUUGGAUGGACCGCACAGCUAGGGGCUGAUUAAAAGUUAAGACGCUUGCGGGCCUCGGGGUCUCGGGAGGGACCCGGAUGGAGGGGGGGGGUGGGGCCGGAGGGUCUACGUGAAUUUCCCGCCAAAACCUGGCAGCGCUGGGAAGGACCCACUGGGACUUGGCCGCGGGACCCCGGAGCUGGGGAAGGCAGUACCGACCGAGCGACGCCUCCGGGCGAAAUUGCAGCCAAUGCCCCCAGCGUGCGGCCGGCCUCAGCGGGAAAAAUGCCUGAAGAUGGAGCCGUCUCGGGAAGGACCGUUGGUACCGAAAGGAUGUAGUAGGGAGAUGUAGCACGUAGAUAUCUAGGUAGAUGCAUGUGUAUAUACAUAGAUGUCUCAUGUGUAUGUGUAUGCGCAGAGAUUACGUUUUCCAGAGAGUCUGGGGACUUCCCCUCUUCCCCCCCCCCCCCCACAAAGUUACGAAAACUCACUGAGGUCAUUGUCAACCUGUUAAAAAAUAAAAAGAAAAGGUCAAACAUGA